UAAAGAAAAGAAAAGAAAUAAAAACAAGCAAAUAUGUUAGUUGGUAGUGAGUGUGAUCGGCAAGUGUGAUGACAUCACCCCCCACGCUGUGAUUUGAUUAGAGGGCCUCAGUCAUCAUCACCUUCAGAGGUAUAAAGCUCUGUCUCUAAGAAGAAACACAUUUUAGUUAGUAAUAAAGGAGGCUAUAGUAAAGAAAGCAGAGUGGAGAGCUGUGAUUGUAAGCCGCCCUAUGAAAUAUGCAUGACUUCAUUUGUGUUAUGGUACUCUUUAUGGUUGCUAUGGGAGUCUUAACAGAAGAUGAAACAGGUCUCUGUGAGCUGCUGGGAAGCCCUGUGUUACCUGUACUAUCAAAGAGUGGAGACAUCACCAUUGGAGGAGCUUUUUCAGUCUAUACCCAAACCCCAAAGUCUUCACCUUCUCUGACUGAAACUCCAGAACCUCUCAUUUGCACAAGGAUAAGCUUCAGAGAGUUCCGUUUUGCUCAGACAAUGAUUUUUGCCAUUGAGGAGAUCAACAACAGCAGCUCUUUACUGCCCAACAUCUCGGUUGGUUAUAAAAUAUUUGACAGCUGUGGUUCAACCCUGCCUUCAACACGUGCAGCCAUGGGUCUGAUUAAUGGACAGGAAAAGACUUUUGGAAAAAGCUGCACUGGUCAGUCAACCGUUCAUGCCAUCAUUGGAGCCUCUAAGUCCUCUUCCACCAUUGUCUUGUCACAAAUUGCUGGGAUUUUUCAAAUACCAGUGAUCAGUCACUUUUCUACAUGUGCAUGUCUCAGUAACAGAAAGGAGCACCCCUCUUUCUUCAGAACCAUCCCCAGUGACUACUAUCAGAGCAGAGCACUGGCUCAGCUGGUAAAGCACUUCGGGUGGACAUGGGUCGGUGCAGUGAGAAGUGACAAUGACUACGGCAAUAAUGGAAUGGCAACUUUCAUUGAAGCUGCAACCCAGGAGGGCAUUUGUGUUGAAUACUCUGAGGCCAUCUCAUGGACUAGUUUAGAUGAACAGGUCGAGAGGGUGGUCAGAGUAAUCAAAACAGGCACUGCAAAAGUUGUAGUUGCCUUUCUUGGCUAUGAUGAAAUGGAUAUACUGCUCGAAGAAGCUUUGAGACAAAAUAUAACUGGCCUGCAGUGGGUAGGAAGUGAAUCCUGGAUUACAUCAAGUAAUUUGGCUCUAAGAAAAUAUUCUGGAAUACUGACUGGCUCUAUAGGUUUUGCCAUAAAGAAGGCAAAAAUCGCUGGUUUGCAGGAGUUUCUUUUACAGGUUCACCCAAGUCAGGACCCUCAGAAUCACAUACUGAAGGAGUUCUGGGAAGAAACAUUUGGCUGCAGUUUCCAGCCAAGUCUGAAAGGAGUAAAGCAGUGCUCUGGAUCUGAGAGACUACGAGACAUAAAAAAUCCUUUCACUGAUGUGUCAGAGCUGAGAAUAUCUAAUAAUGUAUACAAAGCUGUAUAUGCUGUAGCUCAUGCAAUGCACAGCAUGCUAAAAUGUGGAGAAAAGAGUGAAGAAGUUAACAUGUCAUGUACCUGGAAAAGCAUUUUGCCGCCAAAAGAAAUUGCCAAACAUAUCCAGGACGUGAAUUUUUCUCUUCAAUCAGGAGAGAAAGUGUACUUUGACGAAAGAGGAGAUCCUGCAGCGACCUAUCAACUGGUUAACUGGCAAAAGAACUCCGCAGGAGACCCCGUGUUUGUGACUGUAGGGAGCUAUGAUGCCUCACUUCCAGAUGGAAAGCAGUUUACAAUAAAAGAGAUGAAUCUCACAUGGUUUGGAGAAUCUAAACAGAGGCCAAUUUCUGUAUGCAGUGAGAGUUGCUUUCCUGGUUUCCGACAGGCUGUGAUUAAAGGCAAACCCAUUUGUUGCUUUUCCUGCAUCGCUUGUGCGGCUGGAGAGAUCAGCAAUUCCACCAAUUCUGCAGAGUGUUCUCCGUGUCCACUGGAGUACUGGUCAAAUGAAGAUCAUAACAAGUGUGUUCCAAAGGUGAUUGAGUUCCUGUCUUAUGAAGAGACCAUGGGUGCCCUCCUCGCUGGUUUCUCUUUGUUUGGAGCAAGUUUAACACUCGUUGUGUCUUUUGUCUUCUUUUGGUUCCGUCACACACCUCUGGUCAAAGCCAGUAACUCUGAGCUAAGCUUCUUUCUGCUGCUCUCCUUGACUUUAUGUUUCCUGUGUGCUCUGACCUUCAUUGGUCAACCCACUGACUGGUCCUGUAUGUUGCGCCAUGUAGCAUUUGGCAUAACCUUUGCUUUGUGUAUUUCAUGCAUUUUGACUAAGACCAUAACGGUGGUGAUUGCCUUUACAGCCAAAAGACCAGCCAACACAGUUCCUCAGUGUUCUGUGUUGUUACAAAGAAUGGGUGUUCUUGGUGGCACUUUUCUGCAGGUGUUGAUUUGUGUGGUGUGGUUAACUCUGGCACCACCCUUUCCUCACAAAAAUACAGUUUAUGCAGCAGAAAGGAUAAUUCUAGAGUGUAGCUUAGGGUCAUCUAUAGGGUUUUGGGUUGUGUUAGGGUAUAUUGGCCUUCUAGCGGUAUUAUGCCUGAUCCUUGCUUUUUUAGCUCGAAAGCUGCCGGACAAUUUCAAUGAAGCAAAAUUCAUCACAUUCAGCAUGUUGAUAUUUAUUGCAGUCUGGGUCACAUUUAUCCCAGCAUAUGUGAGUUCUCCUGGAAAAUUCACUGUAGCUGUAGAAAUCUUUGCAAUUUUGGCCUCCAGCUUUGGUUUGCUUUUCUGUAUAUUUGCUCCCAAAUGUUACAUUUUAUUACUGAAGCCAGAGAGGAACACUAAAAACCACAUGAUGGGGAGAAAUCAAGUAAAAACAUAAUAAAGGCUUGUGCAUGGUAGUGACUCCAAAAUGAUAUGUUAAGAUGUAAAA
Oryzias melastigma (Indian medaka) is the source of this 2861-nucleotide messenger RNA. Its product is annotated as extracellular calcium-sensing receptor-like. The record is from RefSeq and is a predicted model, not a curated record. Lineage: Eukaryota; Metazoa; Chordata; Actinopteri; Beloniformes; Adrianichthyidae. Gene Ontology annotation, cellular component: membrane. The transcript has 6 exons. Gene Ontology annotation, molecular function: G protein-coupled receptor activity. Bases 237 to 2810 code for a protein of 857 amino acids. Gene Ontology annotation, biological process: G protein-coupled receptor signaling pathway.